Stomoxys calcitrans (stable fly) is the source of this 3734-nucleotide messenger RNA. RefSeq names its product stathmin (gene stai). The record is from RefSeq and is a predicted model, not a curated record. Gene Ontology annotation, molecular function: tubulin binding. NCBI's taxonomy places the organism in Eukaryota, Metazoa, Arthropoda, Insecta, Diptera, Muscidae. Gene Ontology annotation, cellular component: neuron projection; cytoplasm. Gene Ontology annotation, biological process: regulation of microtubule polymerization or depolymerization; neuron projection development; microtubule depolymerization. Bases 1306 to 2061 code for a protein of 251 amino acids. The transcript is spliced from 6 exons.
AAAAUAGAAUUUUUUGUACAAAAGUUUUCGAAGACUUGUGCGCUCUCUUUUAAAUGUCUUUGGCCUAACAAAACUCUCUUGGAGUAUUCUCUUUUUACCAGAUAUCCAAAAGGCAAAAAGAGAAUACUGAAUCCAAAACGCCGAAUGCAAAACGAAGACCAAGUCCUCAGAAAGUUAACGUUAAAUUUAAUGGCUUUUGGGUGGCUUUGCUCUGCUUAAGCGAGUAUGUGUGUGUAUGUGUGUAAGCGGUUCUAUUGAAAGUGGAAACUACAGCCAACUUCAAGUCAGUUAGAUUUGGAAGCCAUAGCGAACUGUCAACGUCAACGACGACAACGCAUAAAUCCCCACAAAACGUAAUUAAGCCCAAAAAUACAACAAAUCCAAUCAAAUAUAUUGGCGGCGCCAGCAGAGUAGAAAAACGUGUUGUGUUUUUUUGUGUAGUGAGCAAGCCAGAGAAACAAAAAAAGAAAAUUAGCAAAGAAAAAAAAUAGAAAAAAAUAUUUUUUUAUUUAAAACAUAAUCUUGAAAUUCAAUUGAAAACCGUCUAAAUCAUUAAAUCGUGGACUGUUUGUCUUUAUAGUUCUUUUUUCUACAGGAUUAUUAUAUUGAUCUAAGUAGUCCAGAAACCAUCCAAAAAGUUUACAAUAAUCGCCUUUAGCGCUAAACCGAAAACAAAAAAUUUAAGAAUAUUGAAAACAAAAUAAAAAAAUUCUCUAAGAAUUUUUGAAUGGUGUAAAAUUUACAAGACACCAAAGAGACACCGCCCUUGGAAAACCACAAAUACGAUAUUCUGUGUUUUGCUAAAGCCGCCUGCUCCCCACUACUGGCCCCCUGCUAAAACGAAAGGCAAAACAUCGUGAAACUAAACAAAAAACCAAAAUUAAGCAAACAUAUCCCUAACAAAUCUGUGUAAACACCUGCCUAUAAAACAUCUUAAUAUUCAAGCUUCUCACCUACUCGCCAGACGUUCGCUCGUACACUCUCUUUGCCCAAACGUCCCACAACUACUUGGCUCUUGUAAACAACCAGACAAGUGUUGCAAAAUCUUUUGUAAGCAUCUCCUGGUAAAAGUGUGCGAUUUGCGAUUUGCUUUAAUCCAAAAACCCAAACAGUGUCUAAGUGAGUGAGGUAUCUCAGUGAGUGUUUGUGUGUGUGUGUGUGUGCGUAAUUUCAAACAAGCCGGCAACUAUUUCCCAGUGUAUUGCCAAACACUAGCAGCACCCCACUACCCCAUCUACAAUCUCAAUCACUUACUUGCUUGCUUCAAUUCAAUCGAUAAAUCGUCUGUGAGCAGCCAUUGUCAUCAUGUUGAUUGGAUUAGUACGCGAUUCUGUUAUGCAGUGCUUCUGCCAUACAUGCCGGGCUCCCAUACUCCCAGCUGUAUCAAGGAGACAAGCACCAAUUAAAAAAGCUAACAAAAUACGCUCAAAACAACCCAGGUUAUCGAAGAAAGUUAAAUUCAUAACCACUGAGAUCCGCUGCCAGGAAAAAUCGCGCGGUGGUUUGAGUUAUGAGGUUAUUCUGGCUGAGCCAGCACCCAAUGUAACCGUACCCAAAAAGCCUGUAACACCAGGCAAAAAUGUCUCAGCCGAAGAAAUUGAGCAAAAGUUAAAGGCAGCCGAAGAAAGACGUAUUUCUUUGGAACAAAAGAAAAUGGCCGAUUUGACUUACAAAUUGGCGAAAAUCGAAGAAGCCACACGCAAAAAGGAUGAAAUCACCAAUGAGUUCAUCAAUCAAACCAAGGAACAAUUGGAAUCGAAAAUGGAACAACAUGUUGAAAAGCGUGAGGCCAUUAUUAGUGAUUUGAAAGAAAAAUUGAAGAUUCAUUCUCAAGAAAUCGAAAAAACUCGAGAACAAUUGGAACAACAAAAAUACAUUGAAAAAAUCGCUAUUGAAGAGAAACUAAAGACCGCUCAAUCUUUGCGCGAUGAGAACAUUAAGAAGAUGUUGGAACGCCUAAAGGAACAUGAGCGCCGUGCUGAAUUGGUACGUCAAAACAAGGCAGCAGCCCAACAGCCAUUAAGCGAGGAUAACUCAGCACCCAUUGCCUCAUCUGGCUAGAAGAAUUUGGAACGAAUAAUGCAACAGCAAUUACAACACAAUACUACUCAACAGUAAUAAUGGCAAGAUGAUGGAGAUGAAGGAAUAAGUGAUUAUUAAAACAACUAACAACAACACAGCACUACAAAAAAAGAAAACUGCUUCAAAUAAUUAAAAAAAAAACAUAAGAAAAAUACUACAACAUUAGAGAUGAUGAUCAAAUUUCGUUUUGGGAAAUCACCCAUAUAAAGAUUUUUCAAAACGCGCAUUAACAGAAAAAACAAAACAAACACACACAAACAACAGAAGAACAUGGAAUAAAACUCAUAAACAACUGCUAAUAAUGAAAAUUUCCGUUUAAUUAUUAAAAACAAAAUAAUAAUAAUAAAAAAAAACAAUUUCUAAACUAUAUACUCAAAAGAAAAGAAGAAAUUUUCAAAAACAAAAAAAAAAUUCAAGAACAUGGUAAAACAAUAACAAAACGCAUAUAAUCCCCCCUCUCUAUCUUUACUAUUAAUUAUUACACAAACAAAAAACAACAACAAAUACUAAUUAUAUUUUUCAUUAACAAAUUAUUAUUACAAGAAGAAGAAGAAAAACCAAGCAAAACAAAAAGCAGCAGCAAGAGAAACUCAUUAAAUAUUAAACAAGAAUGAAAAAAACCCAAAAGCUGAUAUUUCAAAUAUAGCAUCAUCCAAAACCACAAAAACAACAACAGCGACAUCUACAGUAAGAUGAUCUUAUAACCAAAAACAAAAACUCUGCUUAAAUAUGGAACUUACCCUGCCCUAGUCCCAUCUCAAAACGUUUAAGACAACAACAAAAACAGCGGCAGCAGCAGCAACAGCAUUAACAAAACCCACAGCAACACAUGUUCGCUGAUAUGCAAAUGAUUUAAUAGACUUAGUAUUAAAACUUUAUAUUUUUGCACUAUUUCUGUUAAAACAACAUAUUCUAACCAUAGUUCUAAAAACAACCAAUCAAAAUUUUCAUUAUUUUAAUUCGUUUUAUUGAGAGCAAAAAUUGAUUGAUUGAUUGAUUCAUUAAGCGUAUAACAACACCCACUUAGCAAAACACAAUAACACAACACCCCAAACACUUACAUACACAAUAAAAAACCCCAUAACGUAUCAACACCCAACAUUUCACAGAGUUGUUCAACAACUGAUAUGACAGGGUGUUUCAGAGAUUAUAAAUUAUUAACCACAUGGGCUACACCGAAGAGCGAUUAAACAUCAACAUCAUCGUCAACAUGUGUAAGGUCGUUGUUAUGCUUAAUAAUAUUCAUAAUGUAAAUGUUUAAGUUUGAGUUUUUGUUUUUCCCCUCCUAAUUUUUUUCUCAUUUUCAUUUAUUUUUAUUAAAAAAAUGUGAAUUUCCAAGUAUUAUUAUAAAUAUUAUUUUUUUUAACCGAACACUGUAAUGUCUCUUCUGAACCUUUUCCUCCCAACCAAAGCCUGGCUGCUUCAAGGAGAUGAUAUGCUUACAAGUUUAUAAACCUUCAUAUGAUUUAUAUAAUUAAAAACAACAUUUCUUUUCAGUAAUUUACUUAUAUACAUAUGUAUAUGUAAGUUUCAUUGAAAUAUAAUUUCCAUUUUUAAUUUUUUUUAAUAUGUAUCGACGUGUAAGUUCUUUUUUUAAUAAAAACCAUAAAAUGCUUCAAAAAAAUCAAUAAAAACAUUAUUUAAACAAAAAA